AUGGCCAACCCUCAGGGCCCUGCCUCGGCAAUGAUUCAUCAAUCAAACCAAGUAUUGUAUCAUUCUGGUUUUGAUUCACAAUCAGGUCGAAUCAUUUCUCAUUCAUGUAGUAUGAAUGGUGGUUUUCCUUAUGAGCAUUGUUACCCUCAUGUAUCAUCACAACAAAUUCCGAUGCAAAACCUCCACUACACAAAACUACCCGUAAUGAGCAAUAAUUUCCCUCAACAAGAUCACCAAGUGAUUUCACAUAUGGUGGAUAAUUCUCAACUUAGAUCGCAGCAGCAAAUGCAAACGAUUAAUAAUGUUAGUCAUCUAGCAGCUCGACCCUUUCCCCAUUCAAUUAACUCAAUAAUUUCACCAUGUCAAAAUACUAAUCAGAUUGUGAUUCCUAUGCAGCAACAGCAAUAUGAUCUUUCUCUACCACCUUUUCAUCAAUCUAAACAACAACAGUAUCAAACUACCCAUCAAAAUGGUGAUGAAGGUAAUAAUGAUAAUGAUUUUAUCCCGGUUCGUAACAAUAAAAAAACUAAAAUCAAUCAUCAGAUAACUACUGGUUCUGAAACGGAUUCUUCUGCAUCGUACACUGUCCCGAAUCAGGCUACAUCAAUAAAUACAGAUAGUGUUAUUGAUUCGACAUCGUCCUAUCUACAGAUACCCAAACGUCAGACAAAUAAUAUUCGUUCAAAUGAUAUCAUCAAUGGUAUAUCACAACAAGCUCGAAGAUUUGCUGAAACAAGAUAUGCUUUUCCACCGUUCAUUAUUAAAUUUAAUCAAAAUGUUGCAGAAAAUGUUAUUAUUCAAGACCUUGUACAAUAUUAUAGAAAUAUUAAUAAUAUUAAAAUCGAAUUUGACGGUCACCGUUUGAAACAAAAACAAGAAUUGUUAUUGUUCGUUAAAAAUCGAGAGUCGUUUGCUGCAUUAUUCGAUGAAAAAACUUGGCCACAAACGUUAGGUACCUUUAAAUUUACUCGUGUUGUACCAAAACAUCUACCUCCACAAUUUUCCAUUGUUCUACGUAAUGUACCAACUGAUGUUAAUAUUGAUGAUUUGUUAAGAGAUAUACAAGUGGAUUAUUUGGAUGUUAUCAACGCAUUUAGAAUCAUAAAUAAAGAAAAGCAACCAACAACAUUAGUUCGUUUAGAUAUUAGUAACCCAAUGAUAAUGAAUGACCUUCUGAGCAAGAAAUUUAUCUAUGCCAAUAAUGUUCGCUAUUCAUUGAUGGAGUAUAUGAGCCCAGUUAAAGUUUUAUUAUGUUCAAAAUGUUUUGAAAUCGGUCAUUUUCGUAGUUCUUGCACACAUCAAUUGGAUGUCUGUAAAACUUGUGGGGAAGAAGCAGCUGAUAUUCAACAACACCUACUUCAAUGUAAUAAGCGACAAAAUUGUGUACGCUGCAAAGGUGAUCAUGAAUCAAAUGAUGUUCGUUGUCCUAUGAUCAAAAGCUAUCGGUCAGCAUUAACCAAAUCAUUAUUAACAACAACAACGAGUAAAAACAACAACGAUCAAAAUAAACAGGGGUAUUUUCAAGUAGCCGAUAGCGAAUUCCCGUUACUUGAUAAUCGCCGUUCAAAUCAGUACAAUGAUCGUUUAUCAACUUUAGAAAGUAGAAUCAUACAACUUGACGAUAAUUUAAAUCGAAUUAUUGAUAUGAACGAACGAUUUGAAACGGUAUUAAAUAAACAAAAACAAUUAAUAGAAGUACAACAGAUUGAUGUUACGUUUCAACAAGAAUUUGUUAGUCAAUUUAUUACUCCUGUUUGCCAACUUGUUUUAGAAGUUGUUCCAUCAUUAAUUGAACAAAAUAUGGUCAGGGAUUCAUCAAUAUUAGCCUCAUCAUUAACAGCUUAUUGUGAUAAACUUACAAAUGAGUUUACCAAAUGGAUGACGAGACAUACAGAUAAUGAAGAUAAAAAACAUGAUUUAUUAUUAAAAUUAAGACAUUCUCAUCAACAGCAGGAAGGUAAGACAACACAGAGUGACGAUAAUCAAAUGAACGUUAUAUGA
Molecule: messenger RNA, 2001 nt
Organism: Didymodactylos carnosus
Lineage: Eukaryota; Metazoa; Rotifera; Eurotatoria; Philodinida; Philodinidae
Source: the annotation of a GenBank genome assembly